AUGAGCUUUCCUGAGCCGAAGAUGAAGGCUGGCUGGCUGGAUGAAGAGCGGGAGGUGGUCUCAGGUCCAACGUCAAGCACCGACAGACACCUCAGGGAAGUCGAAGAUGACAGGAGGGACUACCUCUCAUCUCAAUCUAUUCCCCCCGUCGUCCCUCCUUCACUCUCGGCGAGCUCGAUGAGGUUCAAGCAGGAGCCCGGCGCGUUAGUUUCAGACAGAACAAGAGCUAACGCAAGUGUUGAGCUGACUCGAUCUUUGUGGGCCCUCGAGCUCGCCAUGGGACAUCAACGGUAUUCGAUUCUCCAGCACGGCGAAAGCAGUGGUUCUAGGGCACAAUGGAAGACUCUUGCCAUACUUUGCGGCCCGUAUGAAGUUGAAAGCAUGAGAGCGGUAGACGCGCUGAGAGCACUGGGCAAGGAAGAACUUGUUGGAGCUCUUGGAGGCGGAUAUAGCGAGAUGAGAUCUAAGCUCAUUGCUGCCUUGUGGUCAAGCAAGAGUUCUCGAGUUAGACAGAAGAUCUGCUAUCUUGUACAAGAGUUCGCUUCCGGCCCAGACCGCUCUUUCAUUGAGGAAAUGAUGAUAGCUUGUGAAGAUGAAAGCCCUGCCGUGCGAGCAGCUGCAAUAUCAUGUUUGAACAGCCUGUUGAGUCAUGAGGGUGCUGGGGACUUCUUGCCUCAGGUAUUGCCGUUGAUAAAGAAGAGAGUGAGAGACGAUAGUGCCGAAGUGAAGAAAGCAGCGCUGAUGGCUUUGUCGAACCUAGCUAAAGCCCGAGAUGUGUCAACUCUCAUGCUGCUGGUUGAAUCCGUAGAGAACGUGAACGCUGAGGUGAGCAGCACAGCUCAAAGUUCCCUCUUGCAGAUCAUGAAAAAGGAUGCUGUGGAGUACAGUCGCAUUGAGAUGAAGAUGUCUUUAAUUACUUUUGUCAAGAGCCUUGCUCAUACAUACAGAAACGACAUGUUGGCGAGAUUUGAAAAUGCCUUUGGAGAGUUUGACAUCAACGGGGAAAGAGUAACAGACCCAGAGCGUGUGAGAACAACUCUAGAGGGUGCGAUCGGAAACAACAUCCACCAACUCGCUGCUCUAUCUGACCUACUGUCGGAGCCAAACGAAAACAUGUCAUGGGAAAAGUUUCGAGGAUGUCUAGAGGUGGACGAAGCUGUCGACUGGCACCCGCCUUUGAGGGUCCCGUCCUUGUUCCGACUGCUCUGGCUGUGGAUCUCCUGGUUUGGUUUGCAUGAUAUUCAAAGUCGAUGCGAUCUGCGGCUGCCGGAUGGGAGGACCAAGUUGUUUGCACUUGUAGAGGACAUGCUGGUACUCAAAGACGGAGAUCGAGAAGCCAGACAAGACGUGCUGUUUGACUUCCUUGGCCGUCCAUUAGUUUACAGAUCAGAGGAUUCUUGGGCUUGGGCGAACAGAAGGAAUUGGCUGUAUCAAGGACCCUACAAUUAUUACGAUGCUGCUACUGGAGAGCCGAUUCUGUCCAGCGAUUUCAGCUUCAGCAAAUUCUUUGCGAUCAGAAGGGAAGGUGAUGAACUAGAGAUGAUAGACAGAAGAACGGAUGAGCGGAUCUUUGCGUUUUGGAAGCCGUUGUUUCUGGAAUGUGUCAAAGGCUCUUGUGAUUUGACGUAUGCCAUGAAGUUUGGGGCUGUGAAGAUGUGCGAAGCGACUGAGGAGGAAGAGGAUCAAACUUGGUCCACCUGCGAUAUGGCAAUGUCAGACAUGGAGGACAGCAUCGGCAGUUCUACCAGAGAGCUGUGCGACUCUGAGCUGAUGGGCGUGAAGUAUCGAGCAGCUCACUUGGAUUGCUCUUGUUGGUUUCAAACAAGGACGAGGAUUGCAAGAGCACAGGACAAACUCAUCAGAGAGCUUCUGGAGAGGGUGGGAAGUGAGAACGCAACGAUGAGGUUGAGUUGCUCGAAAGUCUUGGAGCAAACGGACAAAGACAUCCAGCAAAAAAUGGUUGCUGGCUUAUUCAAGAGACUGAAGGCGGAAACUACUACCUCACACUUUGACAUCAUGUCUCUGCUCGUCAGAUUUGCCUCUGACACCAGCCAGAAGGAAGAUAUCAUACUUCGAGCACUGGAGAUGACCAGACAAGAACUCAAACAUGUCAGGGUCGCUGGGCUAGAGCUUCUUGCUAGCUUGUGCGAGCCCAAAGAUACUCGACUGAACGAGCUGAUAAGUCAAAUGAGUUGUGAUGACGACUAUGCCGUGCGAGCUAUAGCCUUCCGACUGAAUCAUUAG
This is a messenger RNA of Guillardia theta CCMP2712, 2244 nucleotides long. RefSeq lists its product as hypothetical. The record is from RefSeq and is a predicted model, not a curated record. The transcript has 23 exons. Lineage: Eukaryota; Cryptophyceae; Pyrenomonadales; Geminigeraceae. The coding region runs from base 1 to 2244 and encodes 747 amino acids.